This is a messenger RNA of Brassica napus (rape), 1133 nucleotides long. Its product is annotated as RING-H2 finger protein ATL33-like. The coding region runs from base 279 to 989 and encodes 236 amino acids. The transcript has a single exon. The record is from RefSeq and is a predicted model, not a curated record. Gene Ontology annotation, biological process: protein ubiquitination. Lineage: Eukaryota; Viridiplantae; Streptophyta; Magnoliopsida; Brassicales; Brassicaceae.
UGUGGCUAUUGAAAUAGUUUCUAUUUUUUACAAAGAAAUGAAUUAUGUGCGAAAGUGAUUGUUGCAUUUGAAAUUAUCAAAUUAUAAAACAUGCCGUUAAUCUAGUGUGUUAUAUAUAUCAUUUUGUUUAUUUCACAUUAACAAAUAUAUAUUUUUGACUAUACGCUGUUGGAACAAAAAGUAAUUUGGAAAAAACAGAACCAAACUUAGUUAGUAAGAAGCACUUUCCACUAUUAUCUUCCUUCCCCACCAACUUCAGUCUUCAUUUCACAAUAAUAAUGUUCAAUGAUACCACCACCUUCGGCUCCGGCGCCGAAGCCGUCGUCCCUACUCCCUCUACCACAAUUCCCACCACCGUCUUCCCCGGCACCACCAUCACUUCCAACUCCACCUUCAUCAUCAUCGGACCUCCUCCACCGUUCCCGGCGCCUCCUCGGAGCAUCAACUUCACUCCUCUCAUACUAAUCUUCGCCGUCGUAGCAAUCAUCGCCGUUCCCGCCUUCGUAUACGCUCUUUUCUUCACUUUCCCAUGUUCUUCCCGCCGCCGCAACUCCACCUCCUCCCGCCGUCGCAGCAGCUCUUUCUCCGACGAUCAUGUCACCGUGGAUAUCACAUCACCGAACACAACCGAUAGAGACUCCUCGACCGCCGCCGCGCCUGAUUCCGGCGUGAAAUUCAAGAAAGAUACUCAUUCCAAAGAGAUCGGGAAUGAGUGCACCGUGUGUCUGUCGGUGUUCGGCGACGGCGAAGAGAUCCGGCGACUGAGCGCGUGUAAGCACGCGUUUCACGUGUCGUGUAUCGAGACGUGGCUCAAAGAUCAUCCCAACUGUCCCAUAUGCCGAGCAGACGUCCCCGUUAAACAGACAGAAGCAAACGUUAACGGUAACGGUAACGUGAAUCGCAGCGGUGGCGGUAACCGUCGAGUUUCUGCGACCAAUAGAGAUGAUGAUUGGCGUCAAGGUCUACCUGAUGCUUCUAGUUUAGUUUGAUUUUUCUUAUAUUGUUUUUUUUUGUAAUUUAUUUCUCGAUUUUGUAAUCUAUGAAAUGAUUUUGAAAUAUUUAUUGUGGCUGUUAACAAAUUAUGUUUGUGUUCAUUAAUUUAUUUAUUCUUAAUUAACGUAAUUUUCUUGGUU